This is a messenger RNA of Gekko japonicus, 2382 nucleotides long. It is a transcript of the gene TROAP, whose product is annotated as trophinin associated protein. The transcript has 17 exons. The coding region runs from base 114 to 2159 and encodes 681 amino acids. The record is from RefSeq and is a predicted model, not a curated record. Lineage: Eukaryota; Metazoa; Chordata; Lepidosauria; Squamata; Gekkonidae.
CUUUGCCGGAUGGUUGCCGAUCAAUUGCUUUGGCGGUGGAGAAGGAAAAAAGGAUGACUGGGAGCCAGAUAUUGGUGGAGGAUUCUACUGUGAGAUUGAGACAGUGACUCUAAAUGGCCCUGACUGGGAAGGAAAACAUGCCAGGGGUCUUGCCCCUUCCAGGGAAGUAUGCAGAGAUGGGACAGAAGGAGCGUCCCUUGAGCACCCCCAGCAGCAAGAUCCCGAUUCUCUCUAAAAGCCAGCUUCCCUCGGAGCUGAAGCCAUUGCAGCAAGCAUGCUCGUCCGCUGUGAAGACCAAAGGUCUCAAGAUGUCCAAGGUGUCUUCUGUUGGUGUGCCAGUUGUGGAACCAGCAGCUGGGGUUCUCUCCAAGAGCCAUUCCAGAGAGCCUCUGGGGGAGAUGCAGCUGAGUGCGUCCGGCCAUAGGAAUGUGUUGGAAGGUGGAAAUGCAAAUGGCAAAGGAGCCAGUGCAGUGGAGUUUGUGCCUGACGCAGAGGCCCUUGCCAGCAUCCUGUCCGACACAGGGCUGUCUAAUCAGGUGGUGAGUGCAACCCACAAGCCCAGCCUGGCCCGGCGGGUACCCCUGUGGGGUAAUAGAGCAUGCUCCUCCAGCAGUGGGACAGGCCGAGGCUCCCUGUAUGCAGGAGCUACCGUGGUGAAUCCUGCCCACAUGUCCCAUCUUUCCAGAUCAGCACCAAAAGAUGUGGAUCUCCCUCCAUCCUGUAGUCUGGCCCUGAAUGCUCAGCAACUGAAGACGCUGUCUGCAACGCUUGGGAACCUUGGGCCUGGGGUGGAGACAAAGGACGACCAACCAAUGGAGAACCUGCAAGCAGACAAAUGUAAAGAUUCAGUAGCCAGACCCAAGACAGAAUGUCUGGGCAGCAUCACUGAGGCUGGUCCUGUGAAGCAAAGCAACUUGGCUUGCGGUAAGGAAACCACGGGAGCCUUGUGGACAGAAGAAGAGUUUGUACCGGAUCCCGCUGCCAAAGCCAGCAUCUUGUUGAACAUUGGACUGAGCCAUUCAGCCCUUGGGGCUGGCAACAAGCUGAGUCUGGCCAGGCGAAUCCCAAUAAAAGACGUUCAGAAGCCGCCUGUUUGUGGCAGCAUCAGGGGUGGAAAUGCCUCUCUUCCAGGGUACCGGAUGAGUGCUCCCCCAACAGCCAAGUUUGGCCGCGUGUCCUGCCGUUCCACCCAGGGCCUUAAAGGUCUCAAGGAGUCAGGGGCUUUUGGAGGACAGCUGCCCAUCACGCCUGGCAACAGAUGUUCUGCUGUGGAUUAUUCGCCGAGUGGUCUAGCCAGGAGGGUUCCCAUUGUGCAAUCACAGCCCUCGCAUUUCAGACCUUGGAGAUGUAACCGUGCAGUUUUGUCUUCUUGCAUUGCUAAGCGGACAGGUAUCCGGUGCCUGACAGAAACACCACAGACUAAAUGGAUGGGUGGGGCCACCCCACGAUGUACGGGCAUUGUCAGCUCCAAGAAAGAUGGCAGUCCUGUGUGCUGGGAGAAGAUUGCAGUGUGUCUCUUUGACGAUGGUCUAGAGGCACCAGCAAAGAAAAUGCCUGCUGCUUGUGUCAUCCCCUCGGACAUGGGGAAACUCCAGCGUGUUGAGUUUCUUGCUCGGCUCCUGCAGCAGGAAGUUAAUGGCGGCAUUGACGAGGUGACCCCCUCACUGGAAGAACUACACAAACUGUUGUUGGUUCACUGCUCACCUGCUUUGGAGGCCCCCGAGCCUGACCUCGUCACCACGCCUUCACAAGAUCCUACCCCAAAGCUUGGCGAGCAGACAGCUGUCUCUGUUGCUCCUGUAGCACCUAUACCCGACACGACGUUCACCACUGCCAACUCACAGCCUGCCUGUUCUGUCCCCUCUCCAUCCAGUGCCAACAAUACAGGAUUUACUGCUGCCUCUUCCUCUUCAUCUGUGGCCCAUUUCAAGCAACGCCUGGAAAAUCUGCUGGAUGCGCCUCGUCGUUUCCACGAGGACUGCCUGAAUGACGAAUGUGCCUUCUAUAUGUCCCGCGUCACCACCUUCACCCAGCCUUCAGUGCCACGGUGCCAGGAGCCUGUUGCGAAACUGCUGGAUGCUCAGGAUGCUAUGCACUUUAUCCCCAUCUCUUCACCUCAGUCUCCCUUCACGGAAGCAGAGAGGUCUUUGCCUUUAUGAUGGUCUGAGUCCUUGACCACCUGGGACCACCAGCACCAAGGCGGCACACCGAAGUUCAUCCGUGAAGCGCCUCCUUCGCCGACUUGACAGGUUGAAAGGUUCCCCCCCCCUACAGUUGUACUGCCCCUGGAAUCUCUUUCUCACUUCCAACAAAUCCCCCUGGGACUCCAAAUCUCCGUGACUCGAUUCCCUUUUUUGGGGCGGGAGAGCCGGGGACUCCUGA